CUCGAACGGGAAAAGUGCCGCGUUGUUCCGUCGUGUUAACGAGGCCCUUGAAUUUGCCAUUAGGAAUCAGGUUAAAUAGUAUCAGAGAGUUUAUAAAAGUCAUCAAAAAGCAAUUGCAUAUUGGAUAACUAUUAUUCACGAAUAGAAUAUGGACACGGGAGACGUACUUUCCACGACCAUCAGAUGGCAAUAGUGUGAAAACAGUAGGACAGCACAUAGACACCCUGCAACGGUACUGUUUUUCACGGGAAUAUAAUUCCCGUUUUCCAACAAAAUACAUCCAUCUUCUGGGAACAUUUUUGGCCUCAGAGGAGCCCAAUGUGGGUUGAAGUGAAAUGGCAUCCAGGGAAAAGAAACCCUUAGCGUCUUCAAAAUCAAAGCAGAAGGCGAACAAUGACUCUGGUUUGUCAUCAUCACCAAACAAGAGUAAAAAAGGCAAGACACUUCCAGCGUACAUAUUGGAAGCGGUAGCAACAGGUAGUACCAAACUAUCAUCCAAGUUAGAGCCAACCCUGCCACGAAAAAAGCUCACUGCGAGCUUGAAAUGUAAAAAGAAGUUAAAAGCAGCUAAAGCUAAUCUCAUCCAAGUAAAAUCAACGAAUAACGUUCCAGUAAAAAAUUUAAAGAGACUUACGACACCUGCAAGUGGUAAAAGCACUAAGGGUAAUCUUAAUAGGACCAAAAAAACCAAGCCUGUAGCCAAGGCUGUUGGUGAACAAGAAGAGUGUGUGCCUUCGAUUGAUAAAAACACAGAAUCCCUUAUUAGUCAUAUUAAAAAUAGUCCAAAGCCAAUGAAAACAUUUCUAUAUCGAGGUGGAUUUAAAAUUAUUACUCAAGUACCGACUAAAAGAAGUGCCAAAGCAACUAAACUGCCUGGAGGAAAAAAAACUGUGGGUAAAGAGAGUCUUGAAGGAGACUUAACGUACCUGAAGAAUCGUAAGACAAGUCCCUCCAGUGAGGUUAAAUGGUUAAGAGCUAAAAACUCUGUUGACAGUACGAUAGACGACGUUCUCGCCAUGCUUGGUGAUAGUGAACUUGUUGAAUUUUCGGGAGACACCGAAAAACUUGAAGGAAAGGUCACUAGAAGUAAGAAAGUAUUAAUGGACGAGAACGAGAUAAAAAAGGAAGUAACCGAAGUUGAAGAAGAAAAGUCUGAUGAGGAGAGUGUAGAUACUUCAUCAGAGAGUCAAGGCUCAAAUUCAGUGAAAAAGAGAACAAGUCAGAGAAGUUUGAGAAAUGGAAAAUUACGUCAACUAGAGUCUGCCGGUGAAGGUGAGAAAAAAAAUCGACGGUUGAAUGCUGAGGAUACUGUGAGUGAAACUAUAGAUGAUGAGGAACUUUGUGAGUCUUCUUCAAGUGAACAGUCAUUAAAUAUGAAAGAUGAGAGUGGGGAAAACUUGGAUGUUGCUAUGGAGAUUACUGUAGAGUCCGAGAAAAAUAACAAUAGCGAACAAGCAGACAAAAGUGUUGACAGAGGUGAAGAUGCUGGUCCAAAUCUACGUUCAAAGGCAAAAGCUAAAAGCACUGACACUCAAAUUAAAAUUGAGGACAAUGAGCUCGAAGAUACUACUAAAGUUGCGGUGGUAAAAAAUCUUGAAGAACCAAAAAAAUCUUCAAGUCUAGAUCAUAUGAGAAAAGAUAGCUUGUUAGCUAAAUUAACAAGUGAUAAACAACCAAUUAAACGGCGAAGCAGUUUAAAUAUUGAUGUUAAAAAAACCAUGGGCUCAUUGUAUGGUAAUGAAAAAACUGAUGGAACAGCACCUAAAUCACAGAUUGAUCAAAUGAUAGAAAGUAUUAAGCUAACGAUUGCAAAAUCAAUUGAAAGUAAAAUUUUUGGGCCAGGAAAAUCCUUAACACUUGGAAAAAGUUAUGAUAUUCCAGAAAUAGAAGAAAUAGUAGCACCUUUAAGUACAGAAACUCAAAAAAUCAGUUUAGAAGAGAAUGAAAAAGAUGAACCUAAUGUAUCUAAAAAUGAAUCAACCUCUUCGAACACUAGCUCUGAAAAUUCUGUGCCUAAAGUUGCAGAUACUGCCAAAGAGAUCGAGAAGCUAGUCAUGGGUGAGAUAGAAUUGGAAACAAAGAACGCUGAGUCAACCGACACUUCUAAAGAUGAAGUAAGUAAUAAAAAAGAGACAGCAAACAUAACUAAUGAAAAAAUUUCUCCAUCCGAGGCUGAUGCUGAAAAAUUAUUAAACUGUACUUCAUCAAAAGAAAUGUGUAUUGAUGAGGAAAAAGAUUAUUUUAAUGAAAAAGAAAAUACUUCAGACGAACCAUUUAAUUUACUCGCAAGUCUUGAUGAGUCUGAGACAUUAGAAACAAUUUCUAAAGAAGUAGAAAGACUUGUUGCUGAACCAGACAAUACUGUUAAUAAAAAUGAUAAGGCUGAAGAAGAAGAUAAUGAAAUUCAAUCUUCAAACUCUCAAAAUAAAGAAAUAAAUAAUUUUGAUUCUACGUUUGAAAAUUCAAGUGAUAUAAAGGAAGAUUUAAAUAACGAUAAAAAAUCACGAAAUUCGCCUGAAAGCAUCUCAGAUGAAAAUUUGAAAAAAAUUGAUAAAGUUGAAGAUACGAAAAUUGAAAAAGUUAACAAAAGCGAUUUAACAGAUCAUCCAGAAAGUUCAUCCAUUGAAAAAUCUGACAAAACUUCCCCUAAAAAAAUAAAUCAGGAAGAAGAAAUUAAACCAACUGACGAAAAAAAGAAUAAUGGUGAAGAAAGUAAAAGCCCUAAUGAAGAAAGUAAAAGAGUUUUAAGGACGAGAGAUAAACAGAAAAAAGCUGAAAAAGUUUCAAAAACAAUUGAAUUAAAUGAUGGCGUUAAUAAAGUGGAAGAAAAUAAUUCUAAAGCUGAUAAUAUUGAAGAUACUACAGAAAUAAAAGAAACAAAGUCUAAUAAGGAUGAAUCAGAUUCCGUAGUCGUUAAAAUAGAAGAGCCUGAGCCACAAACAAGAACCCGAAGAAGUAGGGAAGUUAAAAAGCGUAAAGAAGAAACUUCACCGUCUCAGACGAGUUUAAAGUCGAAAAGAAAUCGUCGAGAUACUAGAAAAUCAGAUCAGCAAAAGGAAGAAACUUUAUUGGAUAAUGAAGUUGCUACAAUUAAUGAAAAAAAAAGAUCUUUUUCUGUUGAUAAAUUAUCUAAACGUUUAGAUAGCACAAAAAGCCUACGAGCUUUCUCUCCUGGAAAUGUAAACAACAAAGACAAUCGUUCAAAAUCCGAAAAUGACAUUGAAAGUUCACAAGGGAAGACUGAUAGACUUUCUAGAGAUCAAUGUGGAAGUGAUAAGCCAAAGGAAUCGGAAAAUCCUGAGACUCAUUCUGAUGCUGAGAGUAAAUCAAACAACAAAAUAUCAGAAAACUUUUUGAAAGAUUCUGAUGAAGCUUCCACGUCAGGAGAAUCUACCAGUAGUGUCUCUCUUAAAAUUUUAGAAACUCCUGAAGAUAAGGAAAGAAAAGAAUCAAUUCUUCGAUUACUUGGUUUGGAGUCAUUAGAAAAAGCUGCUGAAAGAUUGCAUUAUCAAAAAAUCAAACGUGAACAAUAUACUGGUACUUUGAAGACCAUUAUUAGAGUCAAUAAAGAUAAGGACAAGGAGAAGGAGAAAGAAAAGGAUAAAGACAGAGACAAGAAACAAUCAAGAUCACCUUUGAAGAUGGUUCUCAAACAAGGUCGUAGUGACGGCGAUGGAGACUCACCCGAGUUCUAUACCAUCCAGAAAGAGUUAGGGACCAGUGGCUCGGGAGAUAGCAGUUCUGGUGCGACUCUUAAGUUUUCUACUAACCCAAGACAUCCUUAUUUUAUGAUAUUCGAUGAACUUCAAACUCAACUAGAGAUGAAUCGACCACGUUUAAUAAUUCCUGAGAAAUCUUCAUCCUUUUCUAUUCAUCCAGGAAGACUCUGUGCAGAUGUUUGUUGCUAUUGCUUUGGUAAAUUUGGUUCUUUAGACACACCAAUGCAUUUAGCACAAUUGAAGUCUGAUGAAAGACGAAGAAAGAUCUUAAACAUUGAACGACAUCUCACUAAAGAUUCUUGUCUUUGCGAUGCAUGUUAUCGCCACGUAGACAGAAAGGCAAAUAUGAGCCCUACUAAUUCUGGAUCAAAACCACAAAGAGUUCAUCGACAACUUUUGGUAUCCAAAUGUUAUGUUAAGAAUUGUCGAGGUCCCGCAAGACAUCUCGUGAAAAGACGCUGGCUCCAUAAAAUUAAACCUUGUAUUCAAAAUCGGGUAAACAUUGAUAUUAACUGGGAACCCAGCCAACACACGUCCAUGUCUUUCUGUGUCGAUCACUAUGCUAUAAUUGAAAGAUUCCUAACAUGUUCACUAUGUACACGACGUUUGGCUAGGAAUGCAACGCAUCAAUUACCAGCUGCAGAGACUGAACAGCUCAAUCAUUUACUUGAACAGCAAGGGAUACCGAUCCCUCUUGAAGGUGGAACUUUCGUUUGUAAACUUUGUAGAUACUUUACUCAAAUUCAAUUGAGGUAUAGAAACAUUGAAAAUAUGAACACUAAUCACAAAGUAUUUACUAAAAGUUAUCGAAAACGUAUUUUACAUUACAAUGACAUCGAAGUAUCGGGAGAUGAAGACGAUGAAGAGUCCCAGAGUAUAUCAAAUAAAGACAAACGUAAAAAGUCGAAAGGUAGUGAAUCUAAAAAUAAAAGUAGCUCUUCUAAAUCACCAGAUGAAAAUUCAACUUCAGAAAAAUCUACUCCAGAACCUAUGAAGCUAGAAUCUGUGAUGUCCGGUGCUGAAACUGAAACUCGUGAACUUCCAAAAACUUCUGUAACAAAUGAAGAAAAUACUUCGACGGAACCGCAAAUACUAGAUUUAGAGAGUACUGUCGAAAAGUUAAAGAAACGAAAAGCACUUGAUCAGCAUUUGUAUUCUACAGAUUCUCCUGUGUUCUCUGAUAAUGGUGGAGAUGUUGUAGAAAUAUUAGCAAUGGAUAAAGAAGUUACUUUAACAAGAUUACCAAAACGACCGAGGUUAAAUAAUGAUAUAACACCGGUAGUACAAAGACUUGGAGCAAAUCCAUCUAUCAGCGUACGUACUUUAUUUCCAGGUGAGGAAGAAAUGGGUCUUCAUGCGAAUAUUGAAUUUUCAAAUGUUCGAGAAGUAACUCCUCAGGGAUGGGAAAAAUGUGCGACCAUAAUUCAGUAUGAUCGUGAUACCAAGCUUCUUUGGCAAGAGCUACAAAGGCCGUAUGGUAAUCAGAGUUCUUUUCUACGUCAUCUAAUACUCUUAGAGAAAUAUUAUCGAUCUGGUGAUUUAGUACUGGCUCCUAAUGCAUCUCGAAAUGCAAUUAAUUAUUCUACAUCAGUCCAGAAUCGAUUAAUAUCUUACGAAGGUCCUGAAAAGAUGGAUGAACCCAUCACUGAACCUUUAUCUACGGAGUACAGCAAUUCCCGACGAUUAAGUGGAGGUUUUGUCAUGGAAAGAGACAGGCUUUCUACUCCUAGCACAAGUACAUUAAUAACGACAUCGCCGGUCACUGCUACUCAAACAAAAUCUACAGGAAAUCAGCUCAAUACCAAACAAAACCCCCCUAAGGUUCUUAAAAUUAAUUCCGGAGUUUCCAUUAUUAAGAAGCCACCUCCUAAUCUUCAAAGACUUAAUUUACCAUCGAGUAGUGGCAAUGUCACUGCUACAAAUGGUAGUGCUAAACGAAAAGAUGGAUUUCCAAGUAAAAUCACUUCUACUGGAAAUACAUCAGGAGGAAAGGUUUUUCAAUUAACUGAGCCUGAUUUUCAAAGGCUCAAAAAUCUCAAGAAGCAAAAAAUGUUAAAUGAAAAAAUAACUUCAUCGACUGUGACUAAUUCCACGGCUGUGACUAAUAUGAAUACGACUUUUCAGUAUCAAAAAGCACAAUUAUCACAAACUCAAUUUCAAAAACAUUUGAGGAUGCAACAGGAAAUGUUGAAUCGUCAAAGUCGAGGAGAUUUUGAACCUCUUAUUUGUGAUGUUCGAUCACUCGUCAAUGAAAAUACUCCAGCACAAAAUCUUCUCAAUAAUUUGAAUCUCCCUAAAUCAAUUCAAGUUACAACUAAACCCUCUACCCUUCCCAUACCAAUUUUACCAAAAAUUCCAAAAUCCUUGACAGUGAUACCACAAACUGUUUCUAGGCCUGUUGAUAAGUGACACAGACCACGGAGACCAAAAAUAAUGAAGAAAUCCAAAUGACAAAGAGCUAUUGAUUGUGUAAUUGUACAGAUUGAGACAAUUGAUAAUUUAAUGUUGCAGAUCAAAACAGAUAUUCUACGUUAAGGAGGAAAUCGAAUGUAAGUAAACAUACAACCUCCUGUCUCAUCAUUUUUACUAUUUAAUGUGUAUCAACAUUUGAUAUUCUAUUCUUAAUGCACGAUUAUUGGACUCGUGAUCAACAUAAUGAUAAUUAUUAUUUAAAAAAAAUGACUGAGCAACUGUGACGGGAAUGAUUUAUAAAAUUGUGAAGCUUUGAAUCGAAUUAAUUAAUUAUUGAACAUGAGAAGUGCCUAAUCGUCACAAGAAUAAUAAAGAAAAUGACGAGAAGAUAAAUUCGUCAAUGAUUAAUAGUUUUUAAUAAUCUAUUAAUAUUAUUAAUUAAUUAUCAAUAGUUAUUCUAUUUGCGAAUUUUUUUUUUGUGAAAUGACUUAUUUAAAUACAUAGGCGAUGAAUGUGUAGGUGCAUGGAAAUUCAAAACACCAGUCAUCGUAAUUAA
Chelonus insularis is the source of this 6687-nucleotide messenger RNA. RefSeq names its product enhanced adult sensory threshold (gene east). NCBI's taxonomy places the organism in Eukaryota, Metazoa, Arthropoda, Insecta, Hymenoptera, Braconidae. The transcript has 7 exons. Bases 336 to 6128 code for a protein of 1930 amino acids. The record is from RefSeq and is a predicted model, not a curated record.